CAACCCGAGAAGGCGAGGAGAGAGAGAGAGAGCACGUGGACCCGCUAGUCAGCUCCCUGUUUGGGACGUCGUAAACCUUAGAAGCGUAUAAUGGAAGUUAUAGUCGGCACUUAUGACGAGGUUCUACUCGGUUAUAAGAUAAUUACUGACGCAGAGGAGUACCAGUUUGAUCAGAGUUUCACUGAUCAUACACACACCGGAUGUAUAAAGACUUUAUCUGUGUCGAAGAAAGGGAUCCUAGCGUCGGGUGGCACAGACGAGACCGUUCGUUUGAUUAACCUGAAGAAGAGGACAGAGCUUGGCUCUCUAGUCCAACAUUCAGGUACAGUGACAUGUUUGAAAUUCCACCAUGGCAGUCACCUGUUCAGUACCAGUGAGGAUGGUACCAUAGCGAUAUGGAAGUACUUCACCUGGGAGUGCCUUAAAACUCUCCGAGGACACACGUCUACUGUGAAUUGCAUCUCCAUUCACCCAAGUGGGAAGCUUGCUCUGUCUGUUGGCCGAGACAAAACUCUGCGUACCUGGAACCUGAUCACUGGACGUUCUGCCUACACCACCAACAUCAAACAAGAGGCUUCUCUGGUUGUCUGGUCCCUCAAUGGUAACCACUACGCCGUUGUCUUCUCCACAAAAAUAGACAUAUAUAAUACACAGACUGCUGAAGUCAUCAGCUCAGUGAAAACUACACAAAGGGUCAAUGAUUUGGCAUUUAUUUCUACGACCGUGAUUGUGUAUGGAGGAGAAGGUGGGCAGCUGUAUUUCUACAACAUCAUCAAUAAAAUGACUUUACACAGCUUAGAUACACAAACAAACAGAGUUAGGGCAAUGUCAAUUGUUCCUGCCCCAGUGAAGGAAGGUGAAGAGAGCAAUGAAAACAACCACUGGUUGUUCACCGCCUCCAGUGAUGGACACAUCAAAAUAUUCCAAGUACAGAUGGCAGAGGAUAAAGUGGACACAUCCCUGGUCAUUUCCCACAACACCACCUUCAGACUGACAUGCAUGGCAGUGUCUUUAUUCAAAAGCAAACCCAAAGAAGGCACAAAAACAGAUUGCCAGGCUGAUGAAAAACUGAUAGACACAUCACAGGAGAUGGCUGCUGAUAAAAAACUGAUAGACACAUCACAGGAGAAAUCACAAAAGACGGUGGCUAAUCGAAAAUCAGGAAAUUCCAAGAAAGUAUCUUGGAAAAGAAAGGCUGAAACAGAUUCACAAGAUUCUGGAGUUAAUGUUUCAUGUGAAACAGUAGAGGUGAACAUUGAGGAUGAAAGUGAAGAUGAAAACACAAAAGUGAAAGGAAAGAAACUGAAACAUAGCAAAAAAGUCAAAGACAAAGGUCCUGAGAAACUAAAACAACUCCAGGGGAAGAGAAGUGAAAAAUCUAAAAGGAAAGGAAUCAUUCUAGAAAGUCAACCCAAAAGGAAGAAAAUCAAAACUUAAUUUACAAUAAAAUUAUUUUAUUUACAAAAACAAAUUGGUUUCAUUUUGUUUAUGUAUUCCGUUAGUUUUAUAACGAAAACAUGAAUUACAUGCACAAAUUACUUUACACUGCCCAUUACUCUCAAAAUAUAUUCUCAAAUGUUAAGGCUUUUGAUUACUAACACUGCAAGGAUUUAACCAUAUACAUGUACAGUAUCGCUAAAUCCUUAUUCAACUCUUGCAAUGUUACCCCAAUUAAAAUCAUUUCUACGGCCACACAAGUUUACUAAAAACUCAAACACUUUGAUCAAAUACAGUUUUGACUAUAUAAAAGUCUGAACCAAUAUUUCAUCCUUUAAACCUCUGACACAAAUACCCCCAAUGGGAAGCGACCUAGUCAAAAGAAUAUUAUAUCAUUUGGUGAUUUUUUUCACAUUUAAUAAUUGUUCCAAGAGUGCAGAUGAACCUUUUCUAUUUCAAUUGUAUAACAUGCACCCAGGCCCGGUAUUCAUGAAACUCUUCUCAUGCUCAAGCAUGGACUCUGCUCAAAUAAACUUUCUUGUAACUCGCUUAAAUUGUGUCAAACAAUCAAAAAGUCAAAUGUAAAUAUUGAAAACAGUAGCUGGCUUCAAGUCUCUUCAAAAUAUUUCCAAAUCCUUGUCAAAUAAGUAUUUUUUUUAUUAAUUUAUAGCUCGGGUAUAAUAAAUUGGGCGUAAGCACAAAAUCCGAUCUUUAGCUUAAAAAGGUUUCAUGAAUACAGGCCCAGAUUUUACUUAAAAAACAAAUCACACUCUUAUACCAGUUCAUAAUCUAGAGGUCCUUAGAUUUUUUGUUGUCGAGCAUGUUAUGCUUCGUCCAGUAAAUCAUCUUAACAAAUGCAGUGCACUAACUCUGAAAGUAGUGUUUUGUAAAAUAUCAAGAUCCCUAUGAAAAUGCAAGUGUAAAUGGCAUAACAUGCUUUAGCCUCUGGUUACAUAUGUACCUGACAUGUAGAUAUACAAUGGGCUAACAUGCUUUAGCCUCUGGUUACAUAUGUACCUGACAUGUAGAUAUACAAUGAGCUAUGCUUUAGCCUCUGGUUACAUAUGUACCUGACAUGUAGAUAUA
Mizuhopecten yessoensis (Yesso scallop) is the source of this 2523-nucleotide messenger RNA. Its product is annotated as p21-activated protein kinase-interacting protein 1-like. The record is from RefSeq and is a predicted model, not a curated record. NCBI's taxonomy places the organism in Eukaryota, Metazoa, Mollusca, Bivalvia, Pectinida, Pectinidae. The coding region runs from base 91 to 1437 and encodes 448 amino acids. Gene Ontology annotation, molecular function: protein binding. The transcript has 9 exons.